This is a messenger RNA of Hemicordylus capensis (graceful crag lizard), 4168 nucleotides long. Its product is annotated as protein eyes shut homolog. NCBI's taxonomy places the organism in Eukaryota, Metazoa, Chordata, Lepidosauria, Squamata, Cordylidae. The record is from RefSeq and is a predicted model, not a curated record. The transcript is spliced from 10 exons. Gene Ontology annotation, molecular function: calcium ion binding. Bases 180 to 2624 code for a protein of 814 amino acids.
GCUCAUUUGCCUUUAGUGACACUGUCAUAUGGCCUGUCCUUGUUGACUGUGUUGCUCCAUGACAUUGUCAUGUCCACAACGUGAUCCCUAGAAUCACCUCCUGAAGAAGCCUUUUCAAAUAAUGAAAAAGGAAGUAGCUAAAUUGUUGGUUUUAGUGAUUCGGCCCUGCUAAAUAAGCCAUGAAGACAAAAAUGGGGGAAGCGAGUAAUCUGCAUGCAGUACAAAUGGGAACAAAACCACUUUCCUCCCUUUGCGAUACAGAGAACUGGUUCUGUGAAUGCUCUGCACUCUAUUCUGGAAAAUUAUGUCAAUUUUCAAACUGUGAGGAGAACCCAUGUGGAAAUGGAGCAACUUGCUUUCCAAAAUCCAGCCAUGAGGCUGUGUGUCUCUGUCCCUUUGGAAGGACCGGAAUUACUUGUAAUGAUGCUUUGAAUAUUACCUAUCCUAGCUUCAGUGGUACAGAUGCCUUUGGCUAUACCUCAUUCCUGGCUUAUUCAGCAAUUCCAAAUAUCAGCCUCUACUAUGAAUUCCAUGUGAAAUUUCAGCUGGCAAACCACAACUCAUCACUCCAAGAUAACCUGAUAUUUUUCACUGGUCGGAAGGGCCAAGGUCUUAAUGGAGAUGAUUUCCUGGUGCUUGGCCUGCGCAAUGGCCGGGUAGUUCACAGCUACAACCUGGGAUCUGGAACAGCCACUAUUAUUAGUGAGCCAGUAGAUCUGACACGCCAUGUUCAUGUGGUCAGCCUUGGCAGAUCUCUUCAGACUGGCUGGCUGAAGGUGGAUGAUCAUAAAAAUAAAACUACAACAUCUCCAGGAAAGCUGGUUGGGCUCAACGUCUUCAGUCAGUUUUAUGUAGGAGGUUACAUUGAAUACAUCCCGGAAUUCUUACCAAUAGGAUGCAAUUUUAAGAAUGGCUUUCAAGGCUGCAUUUUUGACAUACAAGUUCGCACCAGAUGGGAUCAGCCAUACAAAGCACCAGGUAUUCCAGAAGGCCAUCCCAAUGCUGGCCGCAGUGUUGGGCAGUGUGAAAAGUCUCCAUGUCAAAUGAUAAAAUGCAGAAAUGGAGGGACAUGCGUGGAAACUGGCUCUACUGUUUACUGUCUUUGCCACACUGGCUGGAAAGGGGCUUUCUGCACAGAGACCAUUACCGUGUGCGAUCCCGAGCACAUCCCACCACAUAGGUGCAGCCAAGGUGCCACCUGCAUCCCACUGCCGGAAGGAUACACUUGCCACUGCCCAUUAGGAACCAUUGGAGUCAACUGUCAACAAGCCCUAACCAUAAGUGAUGCAUCUUUCAGUAGCAACAAGUCCUCAUGGAUGUCAUUUGAUUCCUUUAACAUACGACGCAAGGUUCACAUCCAACUGCAAUUCCGGCCCCUUUCAACAGAAGGCAUCCUCUUCUAUACUGCCCAGCACUUGAGUCCACGAUCAGGCGAUUUCCUAAGCAUCUCUUUAGUUAAUGGAUAUGUACAACUGCGCUACAACCUUGGAGACAGAACAGUAAUCUUGCAGACUUUUCAAAAUAUAGAUAUUGCAAGUAAUAUGUGGUAUUUAAUUAAAGCAGGAAGAGUUGGUAAUGAAGGCUACCUAGAGCUUGAUGGUAUCAAUAUAACUCAGAAAGCUAGCAAUGGAAUGACUGCCCUAGACACACACACAGAUUUCUAUGUAGGAGGGGUAUCUGCUUUAAAUCUGGUUAACUCAAUGGCAAUUGAGAAUGAGCCUACUGGUUUCACUGGCUGCAUUCGAGAGGUUCUAGUAAAUAACAAAGAACUAAAACUGACUGAGAAGGAAGCUAAAGGAGGUUCCAAUAUAGGUGACUGUGACGGAACUCCUUGUGGGUACAGUGUGUGUAAAAAUAAUGGAAAAUGCAAAGUUGAAAACUCAAGGUUUUCUUGCUUGUGCUCUAAGCACUGGAUGGGGAAGAUAUGUGAGCAAUCUAUUUACUGUGUACAUAAUAGGUGUCUACAUGGAGGCAUUUGCAUACCCGAUCACAUUUUAUUUUCAUACACUUGUGCAUGUAGACUUGGCUGGUCAGGCAGACACUGUGAAAAACAAAUCUCAUUUUUUACUGCAGGGUUUACAGGUAAUUCAUUCAUCAAAUACAGAGACCCCAACUAUAAAAAAAGGGACCUCAGGUUCACUAGAAUCUCUUUCAAUUUUACCACUAUUCAGUCAGAAGGGUUAGUAAUAUGGUUAGGAAAAGCAGAGAAUGAAGACAAUGAUUUCCUUGCUGCUGGUCUUGCUAAUGGAAUGCUAAAAGUUAUAGUUAAUCUUGGGGAAAGAAUUUCUGUCCCCCUUAUUCACCAGAGAAAGUCUCUAUGUUGCAAGAAUUGGCAUUUUGUCACCAUUGCACAAAACAAGACUCUCAUUAAAGUAUACCUUGAUGAUGAGCUAGUUCUCUUUGAAGAUCUAGAUCCACACAAAAAAUACACUGCUCUAAAUUAUGGUAGCAUUUGCUAUUUGGGUGGAUUUGGACUUGGUAGAAGAGUCAGCACGGUCACCAAUGGACUUUUUAAUGAGGGGCUAAUUGGUAAAAUUAAAGAUGUUGUACUCUUUCGAGAUUCUAAGAAGAUCACACUAAUCAAGGCAGAAGGCUAUAAUGUUUAUAGUGGGGAUAAGGAUUAACUGAAGGUCUUCAGGAGAAAUAAAGUACAGUGGUCCCUCUACUUACUAAAUUAAUCCGUUCCGAAUGCACAUUUGUAAGUCGAAAAAUUCGUAAGUCGAAAAGCGGUUUCCCAUAGGAAUGCAUUGGGAACGGAUUAAUGCGUUCCGGAGCCUAGAAAAAAGACCCAGACCCCCAGUAAGGCUUGCAAACUGCACAGGAACAUUUCUUUUCAAGAAUAAACAGGCAGUAAACAGGCAGGCAAGUCAAGGAAGCCGCAUGUAAAAUUCAUAAAUCGAGGAAACCCCAUCUAAAAAUUUGUAAGUCGAGGAAACCCCAUCUAAAAAUUUGUAAGUCGAAAAAACCGCAUCUAAAACCGGAUCUAAAACUGCCGUUUGUAACUCGAAAAAUACUUAUGUCGAGUAGUUUGUAAGUCGAGGGACCACUGUACUCCUUAGGAAAGGUAUAAAAUAUGAAGUUCUACAUACUGUGCAUGCACCACAAGAAGAAGAAACUAGAAGUCUGCCUCCAAACUGGCUGUUUAAUUCAAAUCAGUAUGAAAAAUUCCACCCUACCAUCACUUCUCACUAUUUGUUGGCUUGUUGGUACCUUAGGUUGCUUACAGUCACAAUAGGCAAAAUCCCAUCAGGACCAAGUCUCUAUAUCUAGCACCCUAUGCCCCCCUUUACGUUUCCCCUUACCUACUUUGUUCUUAACUGUGAUACAGAGACCCUUCUGUCUCUAAGUCCUCUGUACAUUUUGCCUGAGUCGUAUUUCUUUCUUAGCUCCUCCUCUCUUCAACUACAUGUUUCCCAUCCAUUGUUUCUUCAGGUCAUUCCUUUUCAGUCACUGUCUACAUUGCCUAAUUUUAAGGCCAGAGUCCCUGGCAUCUUUGCCCAUAGUAAAACAGCCCCUAAUCUUAAAUGCUGUAAAACAUUUUCAGAUUACUCCCUUGUCUUGGUUUGCUUUCCCCAUGUUCUUCUCCUAAAGCCUCACUCCACACCUGCCCUUCCUCCAUUCCACUGCCUACUCUGAAACCUUUCUUCUGUCUCCUUGUUUAAGGGCUCUCUGUCCCUUAGUGCCCCUUCCUCUGGGACCGCUUGCUCAGACAUGUCAUAUUUUAAGGUUUUCAUCUGAACCAGACAGCGUUUUCCUCCCUCCAGAUUGCAAAACAUUUGUCAGAACUGGACAUUCCAAGACAUCACAUCAAUUCAAGCAGUGCCAAGGCUUCACUGCCACAAGCACAAUAUAAUAUAGAUUUGAGGCUCUUCUUCAGAAAUGGCAAAUCAAAAUUAUUCUUGAAAACUACUAGCAAAUAGUUGAGAAAAGAUAAUUUUCAUUUACGUUAAUGUAAACAAAUUUAGAUAUUAUUUUGCAAAUAAAAAGAUUAUAUUUUCUUUUGUAGCUUUAUAUCCAGUGAACCAUUAAGUAAGUCUAUCUUGAUGAAAGUAAUUUUCAACAUAGUAUACAAAUCUGUUAGCAUCUUUCUCAUAUACAUUUGCCUCUUAAGUUUCAGAAUGUAAUUAAAAAUGUAAUCAAAAAAUAAAUGCCAAAUAAAUAAGAAAUA